AUGUCCGAAGGACACACUGAGGAGCAAUUGCAGGAUCUGAGACGCAUCCUGCUGCUGACCGUCUAUAAAAACACAUUGAAUCAGUUGGUCCUGCAGCAACGGUCCCAGCGUUUAAAUGCCAGGAAACCACUGUCGCUACCCGCUUCUCUCAGGAGGCGACGCAGUUCGUCGAUGGGGGAGCAGGAGAAACCCGAACGAGUCCUCAUUACGGGCAAAGUCCUUCCACGUUUGGAAUCCCUGCUCGGUGAACCGGAGAACGAUGCUGAUCUGCUGGAUGAGGAGGUCCUGAAUGCCCUGAAAUUCGAGCGGGACAUGGAUGCAUUGCGGUCCAUAUUCGAGGUGGCCAUGAAUGAUCCGGAUUUGGAAGAGAAAACUAUUAUUGAAAAAAUGGACCUAAAAGCAUCGGAUCAGGAAAAUGAAAAGGAGGAAGUUCAUAAAGAAGAGAUGAAUAAGCUUCUAGAAGUGAAAGAAAUUACUUCCCAGGAGAGUGCCAACCUGGCCAUCAUAAAUCUGCAAAUUAAUGAAGAACAAAAUACAUUUGAAGACGAAAUGGUUAUAGACAUUAGGCCGCAUCCUUUCGAAGGGGAAAAAAUAAAAUCCGAUAAAAGCAUGGAUUUGGAAGUUCUGGAAGUGAAAGAUGAUGAAAGGAAAGACAUGAAGGAUAUGGGUCUUGAAAACCUUAAGCAAGCCAUAUCUGCCUUGGGAGGCAAUAAGAGCGAGGAGUCCCAGGCUGCCCAUCAGCUGCAAGAAUCCAAGGACGAACUAAAAAAACUAAAAGAGGAACUAGAAACCGAAAAAAAGGAGACCAUGGACAAGUUGCAGGACCUGGAGGAACGCAUUGCGGAGACCAAGUACAAGCUGCGCUGUGUUUCCCGGGUCAAUGACCUCGAGUACAGUUUGGUGCAACGCUGGGAGGAGGGUCGUCUGGCCCAAGGAACCAUUUGGGGCGAGAACGCCGAACGGGCCUAUUUAAGAGAUAUUCUGAACAUCAAACAAAAACUGGCGCGGGAAGAAAGGGUUAGUGCUGAGCUCCGCUCCUUUCGCCAGCGGGAAAUCCUUGAACUGCAGGCGAGGAUUAAGGAGUGGCAGCAGCGGUAUGUCAGCGAAAUACGGCGUGUGGAUCGCGAAGCCGAAGCCUGGGAACUGCGCAUCCUCGAGCAAAAGAAACUCCUCCAGCGGCAUCGCGAAAUCUACGAGGAGCGCAUGACCUACGUGCAGGAGUACCGCGCCCAAAAGGCGGAGGAGCAGCGACUCCUGGAUCUGCAGAUUCACCGCAUCGAGUGCGCCGUGAGACUGCAGGCCUGGUGGCGCGGUACGAUGGUGCGACGCGGUCUGGGACCGUUCAAGAAAAAGCCCAAGCGUGGCAAGCGAGGCAAGCCCAAGAAGUAG
Molecule: messenger RNA, 1389 nt
Organism: Drosophila rhopaloa
Lineage: Eukaryota; Metazoa; Arthropoda; Insecta; Diptera; Drosophilidae
Product: dynein regulatory complex protein 9
Exons: 2
Coding region: 1-1389 (462 amino acids)
Biological process (GO): cilium organization
Cellular component (GO): motile cilium; cytoplasm
Molecular function (GO): protein binding
Source: RefSeq, a predicted model, not a curated record